Molecule: messenger RNA, 3286 nt
Organism: Rhinichthys klamathensis goyatoka
Lineage: Eukaryota; Metazoa; Chordata; Actinopteri; Cypriniformes; Leuciscidae
Gene: foxp2
Product: forkhead box P2
Exons: 20
Coding region: 442-2562 (706 amino acids)
Biological process (GO): regulation of transcription by RNA polymerase II
Cellular component (GO): nucleus
Molecular function (GO): RNA polymerase II cis-regulatory region sequence-specific DNA binding; DNA-binding transcription repressor activity, RNA polymerase II-specific
Source: RefSeq, a predicted model, not a curated record
ACUCGGCCGAAACAUUGCGAUGCAUUGAAUCGAGAUACAAAAAAACAAGCUGCCGCUUCGCGUUGCGCGUCAUGCGAGCGCAUUCAAACAGGAGUCGGUGUUACUCGUGCGUUUUUUUAUACUGUUGCGUCGGUAAUAACAGCAGCACACUGACUGAAGACAAGCAGCGUCUCGCGGCUCCGAGCGGAGGAAUAUCAACAGCGCGUGCUGUGCGUUUGUUUGUAGCGCUUUUUUAAACCACUGACUUGUAAACACGCGAAACUUUGCAUCCGCGAGGGAGAUACAUUCACUUAUUUUGAUUCUCUCAUACUUGGACUCUCCUCUUCCAAACAAACACGGACAUCAACUGAAAGUUUCCCCUCAGGGAUGAGACUUGGUAUGGCCGUUGCUCAUAGCGCAGCCGGAGUACUCUGAAAACCAAGGCGAAAGUGGUAUUAAGUCAUGAUGCAGGAGUCGGCCAAUGAGACAAUAAGCAACAGUUCAAUGAGUCAAAAUGGAAUGAGCAGCCUAAGCAGCCAAUUAGAUGCUGGCAGUAGAGAUGGAAGAUCAAGUGGGGAGACGAGCAGUGAAGUAAGCGCAGUCGAGCUGCUGCAUCUGCAACAACAGCAGGCCCUACAAGCAGCAAGGCAAUUACUCCUACAGCAACCAGGCAGUGGCCUGAAAUCUCCAAAGAACAACGACAAACAGCGUCCGUUGCAGGUGCCAGUAUCUGUGGCAAUGAUGAGUCCACAGGUGAUCACACCCCAACAGAUGCAGCAGAUCCUUCAACAGCAGGUCCUGUCCCCCCAGCAACUCCAAGCCCUCCUACAACAACAACAGGCAGUCAUGCUUCAGCAGCAACACCUGCAGGAGUUUUAUAAGAAACAACAGGAACAACUCCAUCUACAGCUUUUGCAGCAACAGCACCCUGGCAAACAAGUGAAAGAGCAACAGCAGCAACAGCAGCAGUUGGCAGCACAGCAGCUGGUCUUUCAGCAGCAGCUCUUGCAAAUGCAGCAACUGCAGCAGCAGCAGCACCUGCUCAACAUGCAGAGGCAGGGCCUCCUCUCUCUGCCCCCUGGCCCAGGACAGCCCACCCUCCCCGGACAGACUCUGCCGCCAGCUGGUCUGAGCCCCGCCGAACUCCAGCAACUUUGGAAAGACGUCACCAAUAGCCACGCCAUGGAGGACAAUGGGCUAAAACACAGCGGCUUGGACUUGAGCACCACCAACAACUCGUCCACUACCUCCACCAGCAACCCCAAAGCAUCUCCGCCCAUCACCCAUCACGGCAUCUCCAACGGCCAGUCCCCAGCCCUCAACAACCGGAGAGAGAGUUCACUGCAUGAAGAGACUGGAGCGUCGCACUCCCUCUAUGGUCAUGGAGUGUGCAAGUGGCCAGGAUGUGAAAGUAUUUGUGAUGACUUUGGACAGUUUUUGAAGCACCUUAACAAUGAGCACGCUCUGGACGACAGGAGUACCGCCCAGUGCCGAGUACAGAUGCAGGUGGUACAACAGCUAGAGAUUCAGCUUUCUAAAGAACGUGAGCGUCUUCAGGCGAUGAUGGCACACUUGCACAUGAGGCCUUCAGAGCCCAAACCAUCACCAAAACCGCUGAAUCUCGUUUCCAGCGUCACAAUGUCAAAGAACCUCCCAUCUGUCUCACCCCCCAACUUACCUCAGACGCCGACCACGCCCACCGCUCCAGUCACGCCCCUUUCCCAGAUGCCCCAGGUGCCCAACGUUCUCAGUCCAGCCAACGUGCCCAGCAUGGGCGCCAUGCGCAGACGCCACACCGACAAAUACUCCAUGCCCUUGUCCUCAGAGAUCGCCCCAAACUACGAGUUUUACAAGAACGCUGACGUCAGGCCACCGUUUACUUAUGCAACCCUCAUCAGGCAGGCUAUCAUGGAGUCAGGUGACAUGCAGCUAACGCUCAACGAAAUCUACAGCUGGUUCACACGCACCUUCGCCUACUUCAGACGCAACGCCGCCACCUGGAAGAACGCAGUGCGACACAACCUCAGCCUGCACAAGUGUUUUGUCCGGGUGGAGAACGUGAAGGGUGCCGUGUGGACCGUGGAUGAAAUGGAAUAUCAGAAACGUAGAUCUCAGAAGAUAACAGGGAGCCCAACGCUGGUCAAGAACUUGCCAUCCAGUCUGGGUUAUGGGGCGGCUCUCAACGCCAGCUUACAGGCUGCGUUGGCGGAGACCUCUUUGCCGUUGCUGGGUAAUCCAGGCUUGAUGAAUAGCGCGUCAGGUAUGAUGGGGGCGAGUCCUCAUGGACUGAUGAGCGGCAGCCCGACCGGCCUAUUGCAGGGCACCACGCAUGAAGAUCUCAACGGCACACUAGAUCACCUGGACACUAACGGACACAGCAGUCCCGGAUACUCCCCGCAGACCCAACUAUCAGGAGUUUUAGCACUGAACUUGCAGUGGCAUCCAAUUCACGUCAAGGAGGAGCCACUGAACAUGGACGACGAGGACUGUCCGAUGUCAUUGGUGACCACAGCCAAUCACAGUCCUGAGCUGGAUGAUGACCGGGAGCUUGAGGAGGGCAACCUAUCGGAGGACCUGGAAUGACUAUUUUGCCCCACCCCUCUGCAGUGGUUCUGCCCCUUUCAGGCCCCGCCCCUCAACUAAUACACAACCACCGCAAAAGCAAAAAGACUGGACGCAGCAGGCGGGAGUAUUUAUUUAGCAUGCAUCUGGAGACUGGCCCGAAGAAAAUCUAUACCGCAGAUCUUUAGGGACCACAGAUGGACAGACAUGAGACGUCUGCUUUUUAAAAACAAACAUAAAAGGAAGAACAAAAGGACAAGACUUCAUUCGAAUCAGCUUGGCCACCUCACACAACGAACACGAGGCUCAUGGACCGAAAAAGAUAGAAGCGAAACGGGAGCGAGUCCGUUCUGUAGAAAGCCAACGGCCACAUAUACUGCCAAAAAAAAGAAGUUUUAAGUUUGUGAAUAUCCAAGCCACAGUAGUCGUCGGUGUUAGAUGCAAUUGCUGGUUCAAUUCAAGUUGUUGCUCUGUUAUUUUUUGCACAUGAGUAGUAUCAAAAAUUAGUGUCACUGCCUGUAUGUCGACAAAAUGUUCAAAAAAAAAAAAAAAGAAGAAAAAAAGCAGUUUUUUUGUUGUUGUUUUUUUUUUUUUUCAUUGUUGUCAUUUUGUUCCUCCUGCGACUAAGCUUAUGUUCAUUUCAAGUCAUGUUUGCGGCACCACCAACUGUAAAUGGCAUUUCCUAAAGUCACGUCAAUAACACAACCGUGGUAUCAAGACUGUUGCAGCCGUACACAAAAAAGUA